AUGGAGAUUAUUUCCUUGAAGAUGAACAAUAUUACUAAGGUGGAUAAUAUAUUUCCAAUGUUCAAUAUUCCAAAAGCUGGAAAGAACAAAUUGAGAAUCACAUCGAGUAUUCAGGCUGGAAAAUCCAAUAAUUUGUAUGAAGUACUCUCUCUAUGCUAUGAGAAGAAUGUAGGGAUUAAUGAUAUAAAGAGAGCUUAUAGAUGCAUGGCUCUUCAAUAUCAUCCUGAUGUUUGCCAUGAUCACUCAAACAAACAGGAGUCCACAAGACGAUUUAUUGAGUUGCAAAAGGCCUAUGAGACUCUCUCCGAUCCCAUUUUACGCGAAAAUUAUGAUUAUCAACUAAGCUUGAGGGAUUCAAAAGGAACAUUUGGAAGAAAGUCUGCUGAAAAUAGUAGAAUUGUUCAUAAGGAUGUGUGGGAAAGGCAACUCAAUGGGUUGAGAAGAAGAUCUUUGCAUAGGAUGGAGAAUAAGAGAAGCAACUAA
Lycium barbarum (goji berry) is the source of this 483-nucleotide messenger RNA. Its product is annotated as chaperone protein dnaJ 20, chloroplastic-like. The transcript has a single exon. The record is from RefSeq and is a predicted model, not a curated record. NCBI's taxonomy places the organism in Eukaryota, Viridiplantae, Streptophyta, Magnoliopsida, Solanales, Solanaceae. Gene Ontology annotation, cellular component: chloroplast. The coding region runs from base 1 to 483 and encodes 160 amino acids.